GUUUUAUCGCCGCGGCGCCUCGAGAGCCUCCACAACACGGUGCGCGCGGUGGCCGUUUGAAUCUCGGAGCGCAACCUACAUAAAUCGUCGUGCAGCUCGGCCAGGUGGAUUAUCUCCCGCUCACGAGUCCAUAAGGAAAGCAACAUAAUUCUUACGUCGGAUUUACGGACUGCUAACCGACUGCAUAUGGACCGUAAACACUACGGCAUUCUAUGCAUUUAUUCCGUUUUAUUUGCUUAGUGAGUAGUUAGCUAUAUUUGUGCCCGAUAACCGUGAGAAAUGGCCACCGACGAGCUGUCAUCAAAGCUGAACCGUCGUCUGAAAAUCGAGGAGGGCGCCCAGGACCCCGUAGCCGUGGACGGAGACCAUCCGAACGGAUCCGAUGAGCAGGAGAAGCCGACCACGGCCAACGCUGACUCGGAGCUGGGCGCUAAGCUGCAGCGACGGGGCGAGAUGAACGAUGGCGUCGGCGAGCACCAGCAACGCAGCAUGAAGGUGUUUAACCCGUACACCGAGUUCAAAGAGUUCUCCAGGAAGCAGAUCAAAGACAUGGAGAAGAUGUUCAAACAGUAUGACUCAGAGAAGGAUAACUUUAUCGACCUGAUGGAACUGAAGCUCAUGAUGGAAAAGCUGGGAGCCCCUCAAACUCACCUCGGCCUCAAGAACAUGAUCAAGGAAGUGGACGAAGACCUGGAUGGGAAGCUCAGCUUCAGAGAGUUCCUGCUGAUCUUCCGUAAGGCGGCGGCCGGCGAGCUGGCAGAGGACAGUGGUCUCCACGUCCUCGCUCGCCUCUCCGAGAUCGACGUCUCCACCGAGGGGGUCAAGGGCGCCAAGACCUUCUUUGAGGCCAAAGUUCAGGCCAUCAACGAGUCGAACCGCUUCGAGGCUGAGAUCCGCCAGGAGCAAGAGGAGAAGAAGAAGGAAGCGGAGGACCGCAAGCAGCGGCAGGCGGCCUUCAAGAACCUGCAGUCGGCCUUCAAGUGACCACCGCACCGAGCCCUGCACAGCACAGCACAGGCCCCCUGCCCGUUCCUGCACCCACCCACCCAUCCGUCUGACCGACUGACUGACCAACUGUCCCAUGCAUCCUUCUGUCUGUCUGCAGUGUUUUUCCAUUCCAUAUGCAGUCACCAAUCAGUAAGAAUCUUAUGCAACGUUCACUUAGCUUAGCUUGACACGUGCACCAGAGGUGUGUGUGUGUGUGUGUGUGUGUGUGUGUGUGUGUGUGUGUGUCUGUGUGGUGGAUUGGACUGGGCUGGGCUUUCUCACUCAUUGUGCUUUAGUGUUUCGUCUCUCAAUUCUUCUAUUUAGUGUUGGCUUUAAAUGUUUGUUUCCAAUCGUCUCUUGUCGGGUUCCGAUUGGCCUAACCAGUCCACUCUGCUUUUGUGAAUGACCUUUGCACUCUGUCCGUGAUGUCAGUUCCUGGUGUCGCAGCACUUUGAGAGUGUUAUUUCCCACAAGGCAACUACUCUGCUUCCCUUUACAGAGGCCUGAUUGCCAUGUGUUUAUACACACACACACACACACACACACACACACACACACACACACACACACACACACACACACACACACACACACACACCUGAUGUAGAUAUUCUAAAGACCAGGAGUAUAGUUGAUCUCUCUCCUAGGAAGUAUGUGCGUGUAUGCAUAUGCAACAUUUCUCACACACACACACACACACACACACACACACACACACACACACACACACACACACACACACACUCACACUCACUCUCAAAGCAGUCAGACCUGUGUCCAGACAGUCAGGGAGUGAGCAGCAGAUAUGUUCUACUAAAUAAGUAUCUACUAAAUGUCCAUCUAGAUUUGUACUCGUGUGUGUGAGUGGGGCGUAUGCAUGCGUGAUGGUCGGUGAUUGGUCGUUUUGAGCUGUCCGUUAUAUGCAUGGUCACUGUGAAGUUCUGACAAUCUUUAACCCGAUUGGUCCCCUGCCUCACAUGCGGAUUGGCUAAGCUGCUGGAAGUCAAGGCCCACCCUCACAGUCUCACUGAAAACUACAAUUCCCUUCAGAUCUGCUCUCUCUCUGGGAAAGACAGCAACUACUGGCCUUGGCUUUCAGAAGGCUGUGUGUGUGUGUCUGUGUGUGUGUGUGUGUGUGUGUGUGUGUGUGGUGUGUCAGUGAAGUCUGGGUCUCAUACUGAGGUCACUGUCAGGUGAAGAGGGACUAGAACUCCAAUCACUGAUGGAAUCACUCGAGAGUGACCGGUCAUUACUCUGGUGAGGUCACUAUUGAUUAGCAUUGUUCAGGAACAACACACACACACACACACACACACACUCACUCACACUUGGGCAAAUCAACAUUUUGUGAUUAAAGAUUCCAGCCAACUGAUUUGGUCCUUUAUUCCAGAUGAGUGAUGGUGAUAGAGCGGCCCAGAGGUUAGAGGUCGUAGGGCAGAUGAUUCUUGGUGAAGAGGUCCAAAGCGGAUUCUUUAAGUUUGUCCUUGUCCCCUGUAAGUUCUUCCCUGUUGUUCCGACACGGCCGCCAACUCUGGAACACCACUAGCAGUUCCGCCAACUCUGGAACACUGCUACCGAUUCUGCCAAAUCUAGAACACUGCUACCGGUUCCGGCUGAAAUCUGGGCCAGGUCCGGUCCCGAUGUGUUCCGCAGUCGGCUGCUGUGUGGAUCUGUGUGGGCCCCCCCACCCCAUCCACCCACACACACACACACACAAAUGGUGUGUGUGUGUGGAGCGCUGUACAUGCCCUGGGGUCCUCCUGUCUGAGUCAACAGUCCGACAUGAUGAUGGGUUUGACAUCAUUUCCUGUAGGCUUAAUAUAUUAGAUGAGUGGCUAUUCCAUGAUGCAUAUUUUAUUUUUGAUUUUCUUACUAAAAUGUAUAACUAUUCUUGUGGCAAUAAAUACAUUUACUUUGGAAA
Molecule: messenger RNA, 2908 nt
Organism: Alosa sapidissima (American shad)
Lineage: Eukaryota; Metazoa; Chordata; Actinopteri; Clupeiformes; Clupeidae
Gene: efhd2
Product: EF-hand domain family, member D2
Exons: 5
Coding region: 280-984 (234 amino acids)
Molecular function (GO): calcium ion binding
Source: RefSeq, a predicted model, not a curated record